AUGUUCCGCAACAACCAAGAGCCGAACAUACAGGCAGCGGCUGACAAGCUUAUUACCAUUUUGCAGGAGGUGCAGAUCUACACCAUGGCCAAUGGUGGCGCCCCAACCUAUCACAGCACCGGGAAAACAGGUGGAAAGCGGUCACGCACAACGAAGUUCUUUCGAUUUACUGCUGAACCAGAUGGACUUGUCCUCACUGAGUCGGUCAUCCCCUUAGCCCAGCGGGCCCGCAAUGUACACGGUCAGCUCAAAGUGAAGCUUGACAAACACAUUGACAUCACAGGUCUUGCCUAUCCUUGCCCACCUGGGUCCCACACCGACCCUGUCAGGGAAUGCUUUCCAGCGCCGUGCGGUUGCUGCCUUGUGCGGAUUGGGGCACCAUCUAUGUUUCAGAAGCGCAAAUGCGGCAAUUGCUUUGGCAUCAUCAAGGCCGUCAUUGGUGGUGUUACAGAAUACCGCAAUGAUCUUGUGCAGAAAUGGAGUCAGUCUGAGGGCGCAGAAGUUGUAAGCGAAGGGGAGAGUGACGAUGAUGACUGCUUUUCAGACAAUGAGGAUGAGGAUUAG
Fimicolochytrium jonesii is the source of this 564-nucleotide messenger RNA. RefSeq lists its product as uncharacterized. The record is from RefSeq and is a predicted model, not a curated record. Bases 1 to 564 code for a protein of 187 amino acids. The transcript has a single exon. NCBI's taxonomy places the organism in Eukaryota, Fungi, Chytridiomycota, Chytridiomycetes, Spizellomycetales, Powellomycetaceae.